Notolabrus celidotus (New Zealand spotty) is the source of this 1686-nucleotide messenger RNA. RefSeq names its product SAMM50 sorting and assembly machinery component (gene samm50). NCBI's taxonomy places the organism in Eukaryota, Metazoa, Chordata, Actinopteri, Labriformes, Labridae. Gene Ontology annotation, biological process: mitochondrial respiratory chain complex assembly; protein insertion into mitochondrial outer membrane. The record is from RefSeq and is a predicted model, not a curated record. The transcript has 15 exons. Bases 137 to 1555 code for a protein of 472 amino acids. Gene Ontology annotation, cellular component: outer membrane; SAM complex.
CCCGGAAGUGACAUGGCCGCCUCCUUAUUGGGACCCCGUCGCCUUUCUCCGGUUACUUGUAGGUUAAAUUAGUUUGUCUUUUUCCACUCAGAAGUUUGGUCCAUAUUCCCCGGGACAGCGCCCUGCGGAGCUCAGCAUGGGCACCGUCCAUGCCAGGAGUCUGGACCCUCUGCCCAUGCGGGGGCCAGAGCUGGGAGUUCAAGCCGACGACAUCGAUGUCCCAGAGAUUGAGCAGGAUCCAAAGCAGGAGGUUCUUGAGAACAAGGAUGUUGUAGUUCAGCGGGUACACAUAGACGGGCUCGGUCGAACCAAAGAGGAUGUGCUGUCUUAUGAAAUCGCAGAAGUUUUCCGGGCAAAGAAUCUGAUUGAAGUGAUGCGAAGCUCACACGAAGCCCGACAGAAGCUUCUGCGUCUUGGCAUCUUCAGGAAAGUUGAAGUUGUUAUCGACACGUCAAGAGGUGAGGAUGCUCUUCCUAACGGCCUCGACGUGACGUUUGAAGUCACCGAGCUCAGGCGGCUGACGGGCAGCUACAACACCAUGGUUGGAAACAAUGAAGGAAGCAUGGUGCUGGGCCUGAAGUUACCAAAUGUACUCGGUCGGGCAGAGAAAAUGACCUUCCAGUUCUCAUACGGCACCAAAGAGACCUCCUACGGCCUGUCCUUCUUCAAACCUCAACCAGGAUUCUUUGAACGCAACAUGUCCUUCAACUUGUACAAAGUCACCGGUCAGUUUCCUUGGAGCUCACUGAGGGAGACGGAUCGGGGCGUCUCUGCAGAGAUCAGCUUCCCAGUGUGGAAGACCAGCCAGACCUUAAAAUGGGAGGGAGUGUGGAGGGAACUGGGCUGUCUGGCUCGCACCGCCUCGUUCGCCGUCCGGGAGGAGAGCGGCCACUCCCUCAAGUCCUCACUCUCGCAUGCGAUGGUCAUCGACACCAGAAACUCCUCCAUCCUCCCCAGGAGAGGCGGCCUCUUAAAGAUCCAUCAGGAACUCGCUGGUUACACUGGCGGGGAUGCCAGUUUCCUGAAAGAGGACUUUGAGAUGCAGCUCAACAAAACACUCUUCUGGGACUCGGUGCUCUCUGCCUCCAUGUGGGGCGGUCUACUCCUCCCUAUAGGUGACAAGCCAACAAGCAUAGCAGACAGGUUCUAUCUGGGCGGCCCCACCAGUAUCAGGGGAUUCAGCAUGUACAGCAUGGGCCCACAGAGUGAAGGUAUGGCAGGUGACUACUUGGGAGGGGAGGCCUACUGGGCGGGAGGCCUCCACCUCUACACUCCUCUACCCUUCAGACCGGGCAGGGGGGGCUUUGGCGACCUCUUCAGGACACACUUCUUCCUCAACGCAGGAAACCUUUGUAACCUCAACUAUGGUGAGGGGCCACAAGCACAUCUAAAGAAGCUGGCAGAAUGCAUCCGCUGGUCGUACGGCCUGGGCAUUGUGCUGCGUUUGGGAAACAUUGCCAGGCUUGAGCUGAAUUACUGCAUUCCCAUGGGAGUCCAGAGUGGAGACAGGAUAUGUGACGGGGUCCAGUUUGGAGCAGGAAUCAGAUUUCUGUGAGGCAGCCUGUCCUGUUUUUUUGAGCUUCCUUGUCUUUAAACAUUCAUUUUAUGCCAGAUUCAUUUUAUUGGGAUGUACAGAUUUGUUGUUACAACUAAUUAGUUCAAUAAAAGUGUUUGCACUGAUGCUGA